AUGAAGAUAAUUAUAUAUUUUUGCAUUUGGGCAGCAGCAUGGGCCAUUCCAGUUCGUCAAAUCAGACCACCGGAGAGACAUGCUGUAGAAAAAUCUGUGAAUGUACAUCUCCUAGAAAAAUCAAAAGUGCCACUACAGAAUGAGCUAAAUGCCAUUGCCACGACUGCAGAAGACGGUGUUUCUCUGCAUGAAAGCAAAUUAGGAAGACGGCAGUCCACUCAGGAGAGUUAUGCAGGGGAAAGGACAGGCUGCGAGUGGACGCACAGAGGAGAGAGUGAUCCCUCCUCCACCCAUCCCACUUUAGCAAAUACAGAGCAGGGUGCUGAGGAGGAAAGUGGGAGUCCAAGAAAACAGGAGACCCAGGAUCAUGUGGGGCUACACGAAGACAACAACACGGCAAGUGGCACCUGGGGACAAGGAGACACCACUGACAGUGCUGCGGCGGUAAAUGAGAGCAAUGUUAAUGGAAAUAUUGACCAGAACACAAAAACGGGGGUUGUUGGCAAUGCAGGCUGGGAUGAGGAUGCUGUCACUGUUGCCCAAGUAAAUGGACCUCAAGAAGCUGGAAGCAAUAAUAGCAUGGGCAGUGAAGAUGACACAGGGGGGUAUAACAGGGACCCCAGAGGGACACCAGCUCAGAAAGGAGGCGAGGGAAAUGGGAAUCAGGAGGCUGAGGCAGCGUCAGGCAGUGGGGAAGACGCAGGCCUGGAUGACUCUGAAGGGAAUACUAGUGGAAAUGGAGCAGAUGUAAAUGAAGACAAGGGCUCUGGGGAUGAUGAGGGUGAAGAAACGGGCAAUGGAAGAGAGGGUAGUGAUACCAACAAGAGCCAGGAGGGUCAGUCUCGUGGCAGAGAAGAUGACAGCAGCAUAGGGCAGAGUUCAAACAGUACUGAAGAUGAGAACUCUGAAGACAGAGGAAGGCUCCCUAAGGACGUGGGUGGAGACAGCACUUCCGAUAGCCAGGAGGAUUCGCAUGCUGUUCCCGAAGGCAAUGGCAGCCCAAGAAGAGAGGACACCCGGAAACCCAGCGACAGAAAAGACAAAGGUGUGGAAAAUGGAAUCACCGAGGAAUUCAGCCCAUGUGCCAUCGGGAAGAUCCAAGAUAAGAGAAUAGAAAUGGAAGGUCCUAGCAGUGGCGGCACGAAUAAUGCCACCAAAGAAAUUGUGAAAGUCAGUGAAGACACAGAGGGUAAAGGACCCCAUGGAAUGAGCAGAGGAAACACCCAGGCUCGCGGAGAGAAGGACGGCACAGCAGGACCCGGCCCAAAGCCGGAGCUGGGAGACAAAGCUGGGCCCAGCAAGGCAGGCAGUGGCAGCCACAGUGACAGCUAUGACAGCUACGAUCUUGAUGAUGGGUCCAUGCAAGCAGACGAUCCCCAGAGCAGUGACGAGUCUCGGGGAAGUGACGGCACUGACUCCGAAGGUGACAAUGACGGUAGCAGCCGAGGAGAUGCCAUGUACACCUCUGAAGAAUCCAGAGAUAAUGGGGACAGCAGUGACUCAGGUGGGGGAGAUGAUGACAGCGAUGACAGCACAUCUGGUGCUAAUGGUGGGGACAGUGACGGUGAUGGGGACACAGGCAGCGACAGUGGUGACAGCAGUGACAGUGGCAGCAAGUCAGGUAGUAGUGACAGUGACAGCAGUGAUAGUGAUGGCAGUGACAGCAGUGAUAGUGACAGUGACAGUGACAGCAGCGACAGUGACAGCAGUGAAAGUGACAGCAGUGAGAGUGACAGCAGUGACAGCAGUGACAGUGACAGCAAUGACAGUGACAGCAGUGACAGUGACAGCAGUGACAGUGACAGCAGUGAGAGUGACAGCAGUGACAAUGAUAGCAGCGAUAAUGACAGCAGUGAGAGUGACAGUGAUAGCAGUGAUAGUGACAGCAGUGACAGCAGUGACAGCGACAGCAGUGACAGCAGCAAUAGCAGCGACAGCAGUGACAGCAGCAGUAGCAGUGACAACAAUGACAGCAGUGACAGCAGUGACAGCAGUGACAGCAGCAACAGCAGUGACAGCAGUGACAACAAUGACAGCAGUGACAGCAGUGACAGCAGUGACAGCAGCAACAGCAGUGACAGCAGUGACAACAAUGACAACAAUGACAGCAGUGACAGCAGCAACAGCAGUGACNNNGACAGCAGUGAUAGCAGGGACAAUGACAGCAGUGACAAUGACAGCAGUGACAGUGGGGAUAGCACAUCUGAAAGCAGUGAUGAAAGUGACACCCAGAGCAAGUCUGGUAAUGGCAACAACAAUGCAAGCGACAGUGACAGUGACAGUGAGAAUGAGGGCAGUGACAGUCACCACUUAACUAGUGACGAUUAG
Molecule: messenger RNA, 2328 nt
Organism: Chinchilla lanigera (long-tailed chinchilla)
Lineage: Eukaryota; Metazoa; Chordata; Mammalia; Rodentia; Chinchillidae
Gene: Dspp
Product: dentin sialophosphoprotein
Exons: 6
Coding region: 1-2328 (775 amino acids)
Biological process (GO): odontoblast differentiation; dentinogenesis
Cellular component (GO): cytoplasm; nucleus
Molecular function (GO): collagen binding
Source: RefSeq, a predicted model, not a curated record